Mesoplodon densirostris (Blainville's beaked whale) is the source of this 2139-nucleotide messenger RNA. It is a transcript of the gene LPO, whose product is annotated as lactoperoxidase. Lineage: Eukaryota; Metazoa; Chordata; Mammalia; Artiodactyla; Ziphiidae. Gene Ontology annotation, molecular function: heme binding; thiocyanate peroxidase activity. The record is from RefSeq and is a predicted model, not a curated record. The coding region runs from base 1 to 2139 and encodes 712 amino acids. Gene Ontology annotation, biological process: response to oxidative stress. The transcript has 12 exons.
AUGAGGGCUCUUUUCCAUCUCCCAGUCCUUUUGGCUUCCCUGAGCUUGUUCCAGGUUGCAGAAUCUAACACAAAUGAGCAGGCCACCCGCACCGUCACCAUCUCUGAUGCUGUGAGUCAGGUCAAGAUCCAGGUCAACAAGGCCUUCCUGGAUUCCCGGACCAGCCUGAAGACGGCCAUGAGCUCUGAGGUGCCCACCACCCGACAGCUCUCCAAAUACCUCAAGCACGCCAAGGGCUGGACCCGCGUGGCCAUCCGCCACGGGCAGGUGUGGGAGGAGUCCUUAAAGAGACUGAGGCAGAAAGCGACUGGGAUCAACGUCACAGACCCUAGCCUGGACUUGACUGCACUCUCUCAGGAGGUGGGCUGUGAUGCCCCAGUUCCUUUGGUGAAAUGUGAUGAGAACAGCCCUUACCGCACCAUCACGGGAGACUGUAAUAACAGGAGGAACCCCGCGCUGGGCGCGUCCAACAGGGCGCUGGCGCGCUGGCUGCCGGCGGAGUACGAGGACGGGCUCUCCCUGCCCUUCGGCUGGACGCCGAGGAAGACGCGGAACGGCUUCCCUGUCCCGCUGGCCCGUGAAGUAUCCAACAAGAUUGUAGGCUACCUAAAUGAAGAGGGUGUUCUGGACCCAAACAGGUCCCUGCUCUUAAUGCAGUGGGGUCAAAUUGUGGACCACGACCUGGAUUUUGCCCCCGACACGGAACUGGGGAGCAGCGAGUACUCCAAAGUGCAGUGUGAUGAGCAUUGUAUCCAGGGAGACAACUGUUUCCCCAUCAUGUUCCCGUGCAACGACCCCAAGGUGAAGACUCAAGGGAAAUGCAUGCCUUUCUUCCGAGCCGGCUUUGUCUGCCCCACUCCACCUUGCCAGUCACUGGCCCGAGAGCAGAUCAAUGCUCUGACCUCCUUCCUGGACGCCAGUUUAGUGUACAGCCCUGAGCCCAGCCUGGCCAGCCGCCUCCGGAAUCUCAGCAGCCCACUGGGCCUCAUGGCCAUCAACCAGGAGGCCCAGGACCAUGGGCUGGCCUACCCGCCCUUUGACAACAAGAAGCCGAGCCCCUGUGAGUUCAUCAACACCACUGCCCGUGUGCCCUGCUUCCUGACAGGAGAUCCCCGAGCCUCAGAGCAGAUCCUGCUGGCCAUUUCCCACACCCUCCUUCUCCGAGAGCACAACCGGCUGGCCAGAGAACUAAAGAGACUCAACCCUCAUUGGGAUGGAGAGAAGCUCUACCAGGAAGCCCGGAAGAUCCUAGGAGCCUUCAUGCAGAUUAUCACCUUUAGGGACUACCUACCCAUUGUGCUAGGUGAUGAGAUGCAAAAGUGGAUCCCUCCAUACCAAGGCUAUAACAACUCUGUGGAUCCCCGAAUUUCCAAUGUCUUCACCUUCGCCUUCCGCUUUGGCCACUUGGAGGUUCCCUCCACUGUGUUCCGCCUGGAUGAGAAUUAUCAGCCAUGGGGUCUGGAAGCAGAGCUCCCCCUACACACCCUCUUCUUCAACACCUGGAGGAUAGUCAAAGAUGGUGGAAUUGACCCUCUGGUGCGGGGCCUGCUGGCCAAGAAGUCCAAAUCGAUGAAUCAGAAUAAAAUGAUGACCGGCGAGCUGCGCAACAAGCUUUUCCAACCCACUCACAGGAUCCACGGCUUUGACCUGGCUGCCAUCAACAUACAGCGUUGCCGGGACCAUGGGAUGCCUGGGUACAACUCCUGGAGAGGCUUCUGUGGCCUCUCACAGCCCCAAACACUGCAGGAGCUGCAGGCCGUGCUGAAGAACAAGGUGCUGGCUGAGAAGUUACUGGAUCUCUACGGGACCCCUGACAACAUUGACAUCUGGAUAGGGGCCAUCGCUGAGCCCCUGGUAGAAAGGGGCGAGGUGGGGCAUCUCCUGGCCUGCCUCCUGGGAAGGCAGUUCCAGCAGAUCCGUGAUGGAGACAGGUUCUGGUGGGAGAACCCUGGGGUCUUCACUGAGGAGCAGCGGAACUCUCUACAGAAAAUGUCCUUUUCACGCCUUGUCUGUGACAACACCCACGUCACCAAGGUCCCGCUGCACCCCUUCCAAGUCAACAGCUACCCCCAAGGCUUUGUGGAUUGCUCAGCCAUCGAUAAGCUGGACCUCUCACCAUGGGCCUCCAAGGAGAAUUAG